CUCCUCUCCUCCAGCUGAGGUGGAGUCAGCCAAUGGCCUAAAAGCUUGGAAAAUUUUGCAGGACGGUUUCCCUGGACAGCCUUGCAUGGGCUGAGCCAUUUCAAUUGAAGCACACAUCCAUAGACUGCUGUGCUCUUGACUGCUGGCUUGCCUCCCAGUUCUGAGAGAUCUCAGAUUUAGCCUCCCCUCCUCUCUCUCUCUCUCUCUCCUUCUCUUGUCCCUGCAGUUGUCAGACUUCUCUGAGCUCUGCUAGCCAGGACUCCUGAGCAACCAUGGCAGACACCACCCUCCAGAUCAUUGAACAGCCAGCAGUCUCUGAGGCCUCUGAAGACCCAACCAGCGAUGAACCUAUCAAACCUGACCAGAUCAAUGGUGUUAUGGUGCUCACCCUUCUGGACAAGAUUAUUGGGGCUGUGGAUCAGAUUCAGCUGACCCAAAGCCAGUUGGAGGAGAGGCAACAAGAAAUGGAUGGUGUGGUAACCAGCAUCCAGGGAGAGCUAGCCAAGCUAACCAAGGCUCACACUACUACCAGUAACACAGUGAACAAGAUGUUGGAGAAGGUCCGUAAGGUCAGCGUCAAUGUGAAAACCGUCCGGCAGAAUCUGGAGAAACAAGCUGGGCAAAUCAAGAAGCUGGAGUCCAAUGAAGCAGAGCUACUGAAACGCAGAAAUUUCAAAGUCAUGAUUUACCAGGAUGAAGUGAAACUGCCAACCAAACUAAGCAUUAGUAAGUCUUUGAAAGAGAUGGAAAAAGAAGGAGCAGGUGAAGAGUUGCCAGCAGGCGAAGAACACCCAGAAGAGGAACAUAUUGAACUCUCUUCAGAUGAAGAAGUAGAGGUAGAAGAGAUUAUCGAGGAAUCACGGGCAGAACGCAUUAAGCGGAGUGGCAUGAGAAAGGUGGAUGACUUCAAAAAGGCAUUCUCCAAAGAUAAGAUGGAGAAGACCAAGCUGAAGACCAGAGAGAACCUGGAGAAGACCAAGCUGAAGACCAGAGAGAACUUGGAGAAGACCAAGCAGAAUCUGGAGAAGACCCGGCACAACUUAGAGAAGAGGAUGAACAAGCUGGGCACCAAAAUUGUCACUACUGAACGCAGGGAGAAGAUGAAGACUUCUCGGGAGAAGCUGAGGAAGUCCUUCACACCAGACCAUGUGGUCUAUGCACGCUCCAAGACGGCUGUCUACAAAGUACCACCUUUCACUUUCCAUGUCAAGAAGAUCCGGGAAGGAGAGGUAGAAGUGAAGGCCACUGAGAUGGUAGAAGUUGGUGGGGAUGAAACAGAGAAUGCUGAUCUUCUGAGGGGUGAAAGCCCUGAGAUGAGCACACUCCUGCAAAUUACAGAAGAGGCAGACACCAUGCUGGCAGACAAAAGUGACAGUGAGUGAGGCACACAGCAGCAGAAGAAUGUCAAGAGCUGAACAUGUAAUCUUUCACGUUUCCUCUUUUUGGCCUCACAUGGGCACAUGCAUACACAUACACAAAUACAUACAUACACAGACACACAAAAUAUCUUUCUAUAGAUAAAUCUUACAACCCUCUUCCCGCAAUAUAGUACCAAGGCGCAUUUUUGUAUAUUUCUGUUUCAUCAUACCAAACAUGGGACUUCAUAGCAAUCCAUCAAACACCAUUCCUGCUACUGAACGCUUGCUUUGCCAGCUUGCUGUGGCAAAUCCCCACCCCAUUCCUCACCUGAGGAUGCUAUCGACAACGCAAUCUAUUUGUAUAUCCAAGGGGCAUGCUGCCUCUUGCCUGUUUCUCCUUGGUGUCAAGAAUGCUUCCUGGGGACCAGAAAGCAGUUUGGACAGACUGAAGGAAGAACAAAACCAUGGAAACAAAGGAAGAAAAAAAUUGGCUGAGUUGCUGAAAUGAGAGGGACAGAACUGGGAAAUAGUUGUGCGGAAAGAGGAUGUGAUGUCAUAUGAUACUGCAAGACGGCAUGUCGGUGCAAUUUCCAAGAGAUCAUUUGGAUGCAGUCAUGCUGGAUGAGCCUUGUGUUAAUGCACACAGAAGGCCAAAAGCUGCCACUCUGUACCUGAAGGAAAGGGAGAAGAGACAUCUAAGUGGAGUGCCCUCAAAGCUAUGCAUGCUCUUAGCUGAACCUCUUUGUGAGCUUCAUUGUAAUACGAUUCUCAUUGCUGCAGUGUGUAUUGCUCACAGGGAGGGUGGCGAGGGUGCAAAGGGCUGUUGUGCAAGUGCAUUAAGCUGAGAAAGAGUGAGAGGUGUCACAAAAACAGAGAGGGCUAUGAUAGCAUUUUGAGUGCAAGUAAUAAAAUUUUAUCAAGGAGGAACAAAGGAGAAAACUCUUGUCCAAUCCAUGGGGCUUGUCUGGACUGGAUCCUGAGCACUACAGCACUGUUGUAUACAGUAAUGCUUAGGGUCCAGAUCAUACUCUGCAUUCCUGUUCACCUGCUAUAAUGACUUUGAAUGGCCAAUUUAUUUUGUGCUUUCUAGUAGGGUAACACUUGGACCCCUUUAGCAGCAGUGUUUGCUAAAUACACUACUUAGGAAGAGAAGUAGGAGCUGAAGGGGCUAUGGUGCAGAAGUUCACAGACAAAACACAGCUUCGUUGUGGAGAAGCAUCAAUGCAUUCUCAACAGCCACUCUCUACUACAUACUUAUACAGCUACCUCUUUUUAUUUCCAAUUCCUGGGUUAAUUCCAAUGUGAAUUUUUCCAAGCAUACCAAAGAGUUCUCCUUCCCUAGUGUUGGAUGCAUGCAACUGUCCUCCUCUGCAUAGUGUAACAGAACAUCCCCCUCCUUCAGAAUUUGGAGAUGUUAUUUUGAUGGACUAUAACUCUAGGAAUCUUGCAGUCAUGAUGAUCAUUGAGCGCUGUAGCCUAAAUAAAGUUUUCCUAGGUCUGCCCUCUUCCCACAAUCAUCUGCUGGGAUUCCUUCAGGCUCCUCUCACAGGCUCGGCCAUUCCAUGCCUUCCACUUCCUCUACCAAAGCCAGUACAAGGGCUGCCUUUUCUAGCAACUGGGUGUGGCUGAGCUACUAUCAAUCCAGUGGGGAGAUGCGUGUCUAUGUGUGCAUAUUCAGGAGUGUUCUUACUUGACCAAGAAGUAUGCAAGUAAAUAGUAUGCAAGGGGCUGUCCCCACCACACUAGACUUUUUCCUGCAAGCUUUUCUAUUCUUAUUAUAGAUCUUAAGUUACAGAAGAACAGAAAGCUCCCAGUAAACAAGAUAUACUAGGCCAGUAAGGCCAUGCCGCAUGGGGAGAGUAAGUGUGCCCAAGUUUGGGGGUGUGGAAUGUGCCAAGCAGCUGCAUUGUUCCUUUUAUAAGACUGCAUCCUGGUGAGCAGCAUGACUAAUAAACUUUCUUUUCUAAAAGAACAGGCGUGAAGCGUUUUGAAGAGAAGCAUCGCAAAGGCUACUUGGUCAGAUUUAGUUUAGGGACACUUGGGGGCCAAACCAUUAUGUUUUACUGCCUGAGAUAGAUAACUCAAGCCUAAGGUCAAAGUGCAGAGUAUCCAGAGCCAGCAAAGUUAUUUUGGGCUACAAGGCUCAGUUUCUAACAAGCGACUUUUCCCCAUCACUGGUGAUAAAGAAAAAUGAAAUAAAAUGCUAUAAUAGUAAGCUAAUGAAA
Messenger RNA from Anolis sagrei ordinatus, 3583 nucleotides. RefSeq names its product caveolae associated protein 1 (gene CAVIN1). The record is from RefSeq and is a predicted model, not a curated record. Gene Ontology annotation, cellular component: cytoplasm; caveola. Gene Ontology annotation, biological process: transcription initiation at RNA polymerase I promoter; termination of RNA polymerase I transcription. NCBI's taxonomy places the organism in Eukaryota, Metazoa, Chordata, Lepidosauria, Squamata, Anolidae. Gene Ontology annotation, molecular function: rRNA primary transcript binding.